Vicia villosa (hairy vetch) is the source of this 561-nucleotide messenger RNA. RefSeq lists its product as uncharacterized. Lineage: Eukaryota; Viridiplantae; Streptophyta; Magnoliopsida; Fabales; Fabaceae. The record is from RefSeq and is a predicted model, not a curated record. The transcript has 2 exons. The coding region runs from base 1 to 561 and encodes 186 amino acids.
AUGGCGCCCGGGAGGGCCGAACACUUUGGUUACGAAGUCUUCAACAAAGACGGAUUUAAAGAUUGGAAGCAUGUAUCUAAAGGCUUUAAAGAUCAUAUUGGUAGUCAUGAUAGUAAGCACAACUCAUGUAUGAAGCACUAUGACGAUUAUAAUAAUCAAAGACAAAGUGUGACAAGUAUCUUUGCUAGAGCAACUAGGGAAUUAGAAGGAUUGUAUAAGAUCCGUUUAACUUGUUCUUUAGAUUGUACUAGAUAUCUCAUAACACAAGGCAUUGCUUUCCGUGGCCAUGAUGAAAGCUCUACUUCUCUAAACAAGGAAAAUUUUAGAGAAAUUGUGGAUUGGGUAAAAUCUAAUGAUGAAAAAGUGAGAGAUGCUUUUGAUCGUGGUCCAAAAAAUUGCACAAUGACUCCCAGUGACAUUCAAAAGGAGUUUGCAACGUGUUGUGCACAUGAAGUUACCAAGCCCAGGCUGCAUAAAAUUUCUGGCUCCGCCACUGCCUGUGCGCAUAAUCCAAUGUGCUCAAAGUUUCUUCUAAGCAAUGAACAACAGGGGAUACUGUAG